Messenger RNA from Alternaria novae-zelandiae, 2022 nucleotides. RefSeq lists its product as uncharacterized. Gene Ontology annotation, cellular component: nucleus. The coding region runs from base 1 to 2022 and encodes 673 amino acids. NCBI's taxonomy places the organism in Eukaryota, Fungi, Ascomycota, Dothideomycetes, Pleosporales, Pleosporaceae. Gene Ontology annotation, molecular function: zinc ion binding; DNA binding. The transcript has 8 exons. Gene Ontology annotation, biological process: DNA-templated transcription. The record is from RefSeq and is a predicted model, not a curated record.
AUGUUGCAAAAGGAACCCAAAAUCCCGAACAGCGUCCAUGACAGGAUUGACCAACUCGAAAAGCUCGUCACCAACCUCAUCGGUGGAAAUCCUGUUGAUACAGCUAACCCCGCGCUAUCCAGCCCAUCACAAGCGCGGCAACAUCAUAACGGAGGAAACAAUGGGGACUUGCCUGGCACGCCGGAUCGCGUAAAUCUCAGCUGCGAUGCAACAAGCUAUACGAACAGUGGACAUUGGACAAGCAUACUUGAUAGCAUAUCGGAGCUGCGCGAACAUCUCGACCAGGUGCCCGUAUCGCCCGAUCCGGAUGAUGAAGUGGUGAAUGAAGUACCCGGUCCAGAGCUGCUGUUUGGACGUAAUGCCCAUGCGACUAGAGAAGAGCUCCUCGCUGCUCUUCCUCCACGGUCAGAAGCGGAUCGACUCAUUGAUACAUUCUUCAUAUCAAUGGAAUCACACCCGACCCUCAUUCACAAGCCGACCUUUCUCAAACAGUACGAUGAGCUGUGGAAACAACCAUUCGAAACUUCAACGAUGUGGUUGGGUGUACUUUACGCUGCACUGGCUCUCGGCUUUCGCUUCCAAGUCGCGGUGAACACUCAUCAGCUUGGCGAUACUGAACUCGCCGACCUGGUGCGGAUCAACUUCUAUCGCGAGAAGGCUGCGCAAUGUAUGAUUCUUGCAAACUAUACCAAAACACCGCCAUACACGAUCGAAGCGUUCUUGUUGUAUUUUGGUACCGAAUUUCUACGCUCAACCGACAGCCAGUUCAGCAUAUACAUGCUUGUUGGCAUGCUUGUACGUCUUUGUUUCCGAAUGGGAUACCACAGGGACCCGUCGAGAUUUCCGAACAUCUCGCCUCACGAAGGUGAGCUGAGGCGUCGUAAAUGGCUCGUAGUCAUGUCGCUAGAUUUAACCACCUCUUCUCAAGCCGGACUGCCACGGACGAUCAUGCCGCAAAUGUACGAUACUCAAGAGCCCCGCAACUUGGGUGAAGACGACCUUCACGAAGACAUGCUAGAACUACCACCCUCAAGGCCCGAAACUGAGUUGACGCAACUGCUUUACUCCAUCGUUCUUACGAGGUUGCGAAGUGUGCAGGCCAGGAUUGUAGAUCUCGUCAAUGCUACCUCGCUGCCACCGUACGGAGAGAUCACGGAGAUGGACGCCACACUAAGAGAUGUCUUCGAAAAGAUACCACAAUCGCCAGCAUCGAACACCUUCGACGAUCUUAGUACCGAUUUAUCACCAGACUUCAUGCGCUACACGUAUUUGAACGUGGCCUUCUUGAAGGCCGAGCUUAUGUUGCAUCGACCCUACUUCGUACUCGGUCGAACCGAUAGCAGAUAUACAUACUCCCGCAGGGUCUGCUUGAACGCUGCUAUAGAGAUGCUCCGCCUCCAGAGCAAGCUUGACGCUGAGGUCCAACCAGGAGGUCGACUAACUUCACCAGGGUGGCGUCUCUCUACCUUGAGCUGGUACAUGUCUUCCAUUAUUGCGCAAGACUUCUUACUCGCGACUACCGUCUUGGUAGUCGAGCUUGAUGAGGAACUCAUUGCUCCCAUCCCACUGGGUUUUGAGCUUAUGGAAAGCGGGGCGCAACUGGACCAAGCGUCCCCGACGCAAGAGGAAAUCGUCGCGUCGUUGCGCUCCGCUUAUCACAUCUGGAUCAGGGCUAGCAAGAGAUCGCAGGAGGCACGGAAGGUUGCUACAGCCGUGAAGCUUGUUCUCUCUAAAGUUCACGGCAGUGGGGUACAGGCUACCGAUUCGGCGCACGCGGCUCACAUAGGUGCCCAACUUGAUUUGACUUCCCCAUCCCAGAUUUUCGACACCAACGAUCUUGGAUUCGCUGUUCCCGACUCGGAUGCAUUUGACAUGGGCAAUAGUGCUUUUGGUCACCCAUUCGAUUUUGGCUUCAUGCCGAUGGAUCUGGACCAGUAUACCUUACCUCUCGAUUGGGGCGAUGCGUUUCCCAACCUCCAGCCGCAUCCUCUUGGACAAUAUCCCCCAGGAUCGUUCUUCUAG